This is a messenger RNA of Vigna umbellata (rice bean), 2757 nucleotides long. Lineage: Eukaryota; Viridiplantae; Streptophyta; Magnoliopsida; Fabales; Fabaceae. The record is from RefSeq and is a predicted model, not a curated record.
AUCUUGAUAAAGAUGCAGCACCAUACUUCAAGAAAGCAGUCAAGUUUUAUGAAGGUCUCGCUAAACAGCUGGUUAGCCAGGGUCAUGUGUUAGACAUGUUUGCAUCAGCACUUGAUCAGGUUGGAGUUGCAGAAAUUAAAGUUGCGGUUGAACGAACUGGUGGUCUUGUUGUCCUGGCUGAAAGUUUUGGUCAUUCAGUCUUCAAGGACUCUUUUAAACGAGUUUUUGAGGAUGGGGAACAAUCUCUUGGUCUUUGUUUCAAUGGAACCCUGGAGAUAAAUUGCUCCAAGGAAAUCAAAAUUCAGGGGGUGAUCGGGCCUUGCACUUCCUUGGAAAAGAAAGGGCCUUCUGUUGCUGAUACUGUUAUAGGUGAGGGAAACACAACAGCAUGGAAGAUGUGUGGCCUUGACAAGAGCACAUGCUUGACUGUGAUCUUCUCUGACAUGUCCAAGGUUUAUGUCUUCCGCGGCUCCAAGGAGAUUCCCGCCGAUCAGGUUCUCGAUCAGCUAGGCCUUUCUACUCCCGGGAGAAGACCUCACAAGACCUCCCCUGGGGUCGCCGGCGCCGGUGCCGGGGGAUUACCAAGUUCCGGCAUCACACGCUUCUUGCUGCCUGCUUCUGAGUGUGAAUAUACUCUCAAUGCGCUGUUAGAUGAAUUACAGACUGAUCAGUGGCCGGUUCCGCCUGGGCGCCGCCCUGCGCGCUGCACUGGGGUUGCUUUGAAUGUUGCUGCGGGGUUGCUGAGUGCUUGUACUCCUGGGACUGGCGCUAGAAUCAUAGCUUUGGUUGGGGGGCCGUGCACGGAAGGACCUGGGGCGAUUGUUUCAAAAGAUCUGUCUGACCCAGUGCGCUCUCAUAAAGAUCUUGAUAAAGAUGCAGCACCAUACUUCAAGAAAGCAGUCAAGUUUUAUGAAGGUCUCGCUAAACAGCUGGUUAGCCAGGGUCAUGUGUUAGACAUGUUUGCAUCAGCACUUGAUCAGGUUGGAGUUGCAGAAAUUAAAGUUGCGGUUGAACGAACUGGUGGUCUUGUUGUCCUGGCUGAAAGUUUUGGUCAUUCAGUCUUCAAGGACUCUUUUAAACGAGUUUUUGAGGAUGGGGAACAAUCUCUUGGUCUUUGUUUCAAUGGAACCCUGGAGAUAAAUUGCUCCAAGGAAAUCAAAAUUCAGGGGGUGAUCGGGCCUUGCACUUCCUUGGAAAAGAAAGGGCCUUCUGUUGCUGAUACUGUUAUAGGUGAGGGAAACACAACAGCAUGGAAGAUGUGUGGCCUUGACAAGAGCACAUGCUUGACUGUGAUGUUUGAUCUUUCAUCAAGUGAGCGGACAAACACCCCAGGUGCUGUCAACCCACAAUUGUACCUACAGUUUCUUACAAGCUACCAGGACCCAAGUGGUCAAUCAGUGCUUCGUGUCACGACAGUAACUAGAAGAUGGGUAGAUAGUACUGUUAGCUCUGAGGAAUUGGUUCAAGGAUUUGACCAAGAAACUGCAGCAGUUGUAAUGGCUAGAUUUGCUUCUCUAAAAAUGGAGAGUGAGGAAACAUUUGAUGCUACACGGUGGUUGGAUCGGUUUCUCAUUCGCCUCUGUUCUAAAUUUGGUGACUAUCGCAAGGAUGAUCCAUCAUCUUUUACAUUAAACCCAUCAUUUUCACUUUUUCCUCAGUUUAUGUUCAAUCUGCGCCGCUCACAGUUUGUACAGGUCUUUAACAACAGUCCAGACGAGACUGCAUAUUUUCGCAUGUUGUUAAACAGGGAAAAUAUUAGUAAUGCUGCUGUUAUGAUUCAGCCAUCACUGAUAGCGUAUUCAUUUAAUUCACUCCCCGCACCAGCAUUUUUAGAUGUGGCUUCCAUUGCUGCAGACCGGAUUUUGUUGCUAGAUUCAUAUUUUAGUGUGGUUAUUUUUCAUGGGAUGACAAUAGCUCAAUGGCGCAACUUGGGAUACCAGAACCAGCCAGAACACCAGGCAUUUGCACAGCUAUUACGUGCUCCGCAUGAUGAUUCCCAAAUGAUAAUUAGAGAACGGUUCCCAGUUCCUAGAUUGGUUGUGUGUGACCAACACGGUUCCCAGGCUAGAUUUUUAUUAGCAAAACUGAAUCCCUCAGCAACGUAUAAUAAUGCACAUGAGAUGUCCGCUGGUUCAGAUGUAAUCUUUACUGAUGAUGUGAGCCUUCAAGUUUUCUUUGAGCAUCUGCAAAGGUUGGCUGUCCAAUCUUGAAAACAGAUAAUAGUAGAGAUUGAGAUUUUAUGGGUUCUGUCUGGACUUUGGUUUGGGGAAUUCACCAAUCAUGUUUGUGUCCUGCGUUGUGCUGUUGCAUUCAAUACUUUUCCUUUCUUCCCUUUGUUCUUAAAAAGGAGAAGGUCGGAGCCUACAUGAAUUGAAGAAUAAGGAAGACCUGAAACAUGAUUCUUUAAGGUUCUGGUCGAUUUUUCUUUUUGUGGAGAAAAUAAAGGGUUGGAAAGUAUGUAAGUUUGGGUAUUGUGCGGAAAGAAAAGAUAGAUAAUGGAGUUAGGAGACCAUCUAUGCGACAGCAGCUUAGCAAAUGAGGGAUAUAUUUUUGACUCAGUUUUUUCUGUUUGUUUUGGCCCAGAUCUGAAUUUUUGGGUUCCUCAGCUGGAUUAAUUUAUAUAGUUCUUUUACUUUUAUAUGUUCCCCAGGUAGCAAAGUAACGAAAGUCAUUUUUCUGAUGUUGAGUUUGAUAUCAUUCUCUUGAUACUGUUUUGUAUUGUAUAUUGUGAAGUAAGCUUAUAGGACCCCAUCUCUG